AUGUCUGUGGUACAUCGGCUGACAGCGGGGUGGCUCGUGGAUCAUCUCUCUUUCGUCAAUCAAUGUGGCUAUGAGGUCUGCGACUCUUUUGCGUGCCCUGGUGGUGUCACUCUGAAUACUUCUAUCACAUCUACUGGAGAUUGUCAUGCUGCCUCUACCUUUGCUGCCACCUCCUCACCUAUUCCUGAUCCUGGAGAUGUGAUAGAAACAGAAGGUAAAUCAGCAAAAACAAGAUACGUGUUUCGGGAGGAGUUCUUUGAUGUUUCUAAGCCCUAUAUAGCUGCAGCUUCUGAGGAGCAACUGUGGCAGGGAUGUCCUGAGGUGAGUCUCACAGAAAUAAAGGCCAACAGCAACAGAGAGGAACACCAAGAAGGAACCAAGACUAGUGCUGAAGAUUCUGUUGCCACCACUAGGAAGAAACGUAAAAGGAAAUGUGUAUUCAAUCAAGGUGAACUGGAUGCUUUAGAAUACCAUUCAAAGGUCAGGAAGCUCGUUUGGGAAGGCACUUUGCAUUUAGUCCAAGAAGGACUCAAAAGUGGUUUUCUUCACCGCAGUACUGCAGACCUCGGUUGCAGGAAGAAGGUUGUUCCGGGACACAUUGGCUGUGAGUUGGCUGAAUUGUGUGAAAUGGCAAAGCAGUUUCCAGCUGUGAACAAAAGUGACCAUCACGCUGUCCAUGUGCUAGAUGAUGAAACAUCCAUUCCAGAGCAGGACCUGCUUUCCUGUGUUACAGAAAACGGCUCAAACUGUGCAAAGAUAGUUGUGUUAAUGGGACAGAAGUACUUGGUGCCACCAAAAAGCAGUUUCCUUUUAUCAGAUAUUUCGUAUUUGCAGCCCCUGCUGCACUACAAGAAAGAAUAUGAUGUAAUUGUGAUUGAUCCACCAUGGGAGAACAAGUCCGUUAAAAGGAGUAACAGAUACAGCCACUUGUCUUCAUGGCAAAUCAAGCAGAUGCCUGUACCAGCACUGGCUGCUCCAAAUUGUCUGGUAGUCACGUGGGUGACUAACAGACAGAAGCACUUACGUUUUGUUAAGGAUGAACUUUAUCCUCAUUGGUCUGUGAAAACACUUGCCGAGUGGCACUGGGUAAAAAUUACUACAGCUGGAGAAUUUGUGUUGCCUUUGGAUUCUUUACACAAAAAGCCCUAUGAAGUUCUUGUAUUGGGGAGAGUUCAAGGAGACGUAAAGGAAGCCUUAAGGAAAUCUGAAGAUGUACUUCCAAUUCCAGAACAUAAGUUAAUUGUCAGCAUACCCUGCAGUCUGCAUUCACAUAAACCCCCUCUUACUGCGAUUCUGGCAGAGUUUAUCAAGCCAGAUGCGGAAUGCUUGGAGUUGUUUGCUCGCAACCUACAGCCUGGCUGGACCAGCUGGGGAAAUGAGGUUUUGAAGUUUCAGCACAUUGAUUAUUUCACUGUUCUGCAGAAUGAAAACUGA
Messenger RNA from Cariama cristata (Red-legged seriema), 1434 nucleotides. It is a transcript of the gene METTL4, whose product is annotated as methyltransferase like 4. The record is from RefSeq and is a predicted model, not a curated record. The transcript is spliced from 8 exons. Gene Ontology annotation, molecular function: site-specific DNA-methyltransferase (adenine-specific) activity; RNA methyltransferase activity; nucleic acid binding. NCBI's taxonomy places the organism in Eukaryota, Metazoa, Chordata, Aves, Cariamiformes, Cariamidae. Gene Ontology annotation, cellular component: nucleus; RNA N6-methyladenosine methyltransferase complex; cytosol. Bases 1 to 1434 code for a protein of 477 amino acids.